Messenger RNA from Leptopilina boulardi, 2480 nucleotides. Its product is annotated as fatty acyl-CoA reductase wat-like. The transcript is spliced from 11 exons. The record is from RefSeq and is a predicted model, not a curated record. Gene Ontology annotation, biological process: long-chain fatty-acyl-CoA metabolic process. Gene Ontology annotation, molecular function: alcohol-forming very long-chain fatty acyl-CoA reductase (NADP+) activity. The coding region runs from base 215 to 1726 and encodes 503 amino acids. Lineage: Eukaryota; Metazoa; Arthropoda; Insecta; Hymenoptera; Figitidae. Gene Ontology annotation, cellular component: peroxisome.
ACAAUGUUUUCCAAGCACAAUAUUGAUAGUUUGCAUUCAUCAAUCAGACUGUAUUUGACUUUCAAUUCUCAAUAAUAUUCACUGAAUUCAAGUAGUUAAAAUAGAUCUACAUAUCAAAAACUAUUUCUUCACAGUGUUUAAAUCGUCAGUAAAUAUUUUUUUGUAAUCAAAAUAAUUUGAAUCAAACAUAAAAAAAAAUAAUAAUUCUUCAGUUAUGACAGAAAUUCAGGAGUUUUACAAUGGUCAAAGUGUAUUUAUCACUGGCGGAACAGGAUUUUUCGGGAAAAUUCUUAUCGAAAAACUCCUUCGUUCAUGUUCAAAGAUAAAAGUAAUUUAUAUUUUAAUUCGUCCAAAAAAAGGAAAAACAAUUCACGAUCGAAUGAGUGAAAUAAUAAAUUUACAGAUGUUUGAACCUUUAAAACAAAUAGAACCCAUGUUUGAGAGAAAAAUUGUACCACUAGCUGGCGAUAUAAUAGAACCUAAUUUUGGUCUGGCGUCUGAAGAUUUAGAGUUAAUUAAGAAAGAGGUUUCAAUCAUAUUUCAUGCAGCAGCAACUACAAGAUUUGACGAGAAAUUGAAAAUUGCACUGAAAAUAAAUGUGGAUAGUGUGAAAACUAUGAUUGACAUUUGCAAAGAAUGCAAAAAUUUAAAGUCUUUUGUAUACGUAUCAACAGCAUUUAGUAAUUGCAUUUAUGAGCAUGUAGAAGAAAAAGUAUAUCCAGGGCCAUUAUCACAUGAAAAACUAGCUGAACUUGUUGGUGUCAUGGACCAAUUAAAUAUGCCCAAAAAAGAAGAAAUCAAAUUCACAAAAUUGGUGAUUGGCAAAUUUCCUAAUACAUAUUGUUUUACAAAAUCAAUAGCAGAAGAUCUCAUUAGCAAAAGUGCAAAAGAUCUUCCAGUCUCCAUUUACAGAUUUUCAAUUGCAAUGGCAGCUUUAAAAGAACCUUUAGAAGGAUGGGUGGAUGCAAAUCAAGCAUUAAAUCAAACUUUCAUUGGAAUAGGUUUAGGUAUUAUUCGAGUGAUGAGUGCAAAAAAAAACACAAAUAUGGAAACUGUACCGAUUGAUUUCGCUUGUUCUUGUUUAAUUGCUUCUGCAUGGGAAACAUCAAAUGUUAAAAAUAAUAAAGAAAAAAAUUUGCAAGUUUAUAACUACGUUUCCGGUACAGACAACCCAGUAACUUGGAACUAUUUAAGAGACUACUUUUGCACUCAACGAUACAAUUUAGCAAUAAACAAAGCAGUCUACCAUCCUGAAGUUAUGAUAUUUGAAUCUAUUCAUUUAUUUAUUUUUUUUCACUACAUAUUUCAUUUCCUUCCAGCUGUUAUAGGAGAUAUAAUUUUAAGAAUAUUAGGUCGAAAACCAAUGUUAUACAAAAUUUUUAAGAAAGGAACUAAACUGGCAUUAGUCAUAAGAUUCUUUUCUAACCGGGAAUGGAAAUUUGACACAGACAAUGUUAAAUUAUUGUGGGGAAAACUUUCUGUAAAUGAUAAGAAAUUAUUCAAUUUUGAUAUCACAUCUUUUACUUGGGAUAAGAUGAUUAGCACACACUGUAAUGGAACUAAAAAGUACGUUUUGGGAUUGGAAUUAAAUGAAAAAGAAAGAGAAUUAGGUGAACGUAAACUAAGAAGAUUAUUCUAUAUUCAUCAAGUAGUUCGAGGAAUAUUCUAUUCUACUGUCUUGUGGAUUCUUUGGAAAAUUUAUAAUCUAUUAUUUAAUAGAUUGUAACAAUCUGAAGCAAUUUUUGUUUCUGUAAAUUUAUACAAAAUAUACAGACUCUAUUAUCCUAAUAUAUUAUAGAUAUACAAUAACGCACUCAUUUAGAAUACUACGAAUGUGCAUAUUUCAAAAAAUAGCACUGUUCCUGCAUGUUUCUGCCAUCUGACGGCGGCAUGACGUAAUAAACCUGUCAUUAUAUUACAUUCCGUUUUGCAAUCGCGUUUUUGUAUGGAUUCGCACAAUCUUUCGAAUUUAGGAAAUUUAUAAGAUAAGGAUCCUUACAGUUUUUGUGUCCGUGUUAUAUUAUUAUUAAUAUUUCUAUAUCUAGAUAAAAUUAAUGAUAUGAAAAAAAGGUGGGUAAAAAGUUGCAAAGAUAGAGGAUAAAGUAAAUAGUAAAAUAUUUAAAAUAGUAAAAGUAAUAUUUUAGUAACAUUUUUAUCCAUCACAAAUUUAUCCUUUACCCUGUAUCUUAACGACUUUUAUCAUCUAUCUUUACAACUUUUUACCCACCUUUUUUUCUGUGAUAAACAUUCUAUUUUUUUUAAAUGCUACCCAAAAAAAUGUACUAAUAAAUCUUUAGUUACCACUAAAGUAUAAAGACCACUGUACACAUUGAUAUCCAUUGUUUAGAUGUUCUUUAACAUUUGCUUUGCUCUCUUGGGGGAUAUGCCACACAAAUUUUUUCCUAAAAUUGAAACAUCUCUUAUUUGUAUGACAAUAAAAAAUUAAAUAAAUUCAAAAAAUUUAAUUAAAAUUAAAAUAA